CCCAACAACUCAGUUUUCUUUUUGAGUUCAUUACUGCGCCUCAAAGAGACACAACAAAGGUACAAUUUAAAGUUUCCAUAAGAACUGGGGAAGAAGCUAAUGGAGACUGCUGAUUACUACUAUAUUGGACAGAACCAGCAGCAGCCGGGUUGCGGCCUGAUGUGGUACCGGUCAGCGCCGACCUCGUUGCUCCAGAACCAUGUGGAUGCUGGUACUAGUACCGGUGUUACCGGGAGCGGUAUCGAUUUCGGUGAAUUCGAGGGUUUUCGAUCUUCUUCGAGCCAUGAAAUGGAAGCAUUGUUCAUGUUGUCCGCUAAUAAUGGUUCAUCUGUGAAGCAAGAAGAUUAUCAUGUUCAAAGUUUGCCAAUGCGGGGCGUUGGUAAUGUUAGUGCUGUUGAGGGUUCAUUUGGCGUUGGAGGCGAUGUGGGAUUUGAGAAUUCAAUGGGAGCACCCGAGAUGAGCAAUGGAAAUGGUUCAAAUCUUGCUAGGCAAAGUAGCUCUCUGGCUCGGUUUUUCUCCAACCAAGUCAUGGAUAAGGGGUUUAAUGGAACCAAGAGUAGGGCUUGCAACGGUGAGGCUACAUCCACUAGUAGGCUAUACGACAAACAUAUAAGCUUAUCCUCUUCAUACUCAACAAACCCAAUGCCUCAAAUAGCCACGCACUGGAUGACUGAUUCAAGGAACAAUGCUUCACUCAGUGGUCUGAAGAGGGCCAGAGAAAGUGGUGGUGGCGGCGACUUAUUAAGCAAAUUACCAACUCAGAAUCGGGGCUGCGGAGAUGAUUUUACUGGCGUAAAGCACCAUUUGAGUUUGGCUAAGAGUUGCUAUGAGAUGGAUGUGGUAGACAAUUAUUGGCAGUUUCAAGGAUCGGCCCCUUGUAAGAUUCGAGCCAAAAGAGGCUGCGCUACUCACCCCCGCAGCAUUGCCGAGAGGGUGAGAAGAACGCGGAUCAGCGAAAGAAUGAGGAAACUGCAAGGCCUAUUACCAAACAUAGACAGGGUCCGGCAGCAAACAAACACGGCAGACAUGUUAGAUAUGGCAGUGGAGUACAUUAAAAAUCUUCAGAGGCAGCUCAAGACAUUGAGGGAUACCAAAGCAAAGUGCUGCUGUCCAAGCAAAACCCCAGAAUACAGAUAGCAAUACAAAUAGUAUUUGGAAUGCAAUGCAUUGAAGGAACAACAGCUUUCUAGGUUGGAAUCGAAUUAAAAUAGAAUAGAGUAAGGAUGGGAAUGUUACGCGACUUGUAAUUUGUGAUUG
Messenger RNA from Hibiscus syriacus, 1257 nucleotides. RefSeq names its product transcription factor bHLH130-like. Gene Ontology annotation, cellular component: nucleus. NCBI's taxonomy places the organism in Eukaryota, Viridiplantae, Streptophyta, Magnoliopsida, Malvales, Malvaceae. Gene Ontology annotation, molecular function: DNA-binding transcription factor activity, RNA polymerase II-specific; RNA polymerase II cis-regulatory region sequence-specific DNA binding; protein dimerization activity. Gene Ontology annotation, biological process: regulation of transcription by RNA polymerase II. Bases 100 to 1137 code for a protein of 345 amino acids. The transcript is spliced from 7 exons. The record is from RefSeq and is a predicted model, not a curated record.